AUUUCAUACGAAUUUUAUCUCAACUUUAUCAAACUAAAGCCCAGUUAAAAGCCUUGACCACUAGGCCUCAAUUUCCCACUUUCAUUCCAUCAUCUUUGCUUCCCUUGUAUACUAUUUGUUGGUAAAAAUUUUCUUAGAAGUUCGCUUCGGUUGUUGCAUUCUCUUUACAGUGACAAGUUUAGAAGAUGCCUGUGGCUGUGAACAUGAAGCGAAAACCAUCAUUCUUCAAGGUUCUAAUUGGGGACUUCUCCAAGCAAUUGACUAUUGCAAGAGAGGCAGUGAGAGAGAAAAACCUCAUGACAAAAAAGAUGAUAAUGCUGAAGGAUCCAAAUGGGAGGCAUGGCCUGCUAAAAUAUCUCUUGCUGCCGAUGGUUGUAUGAGUCUAUCUAACGGGUGGCUUGAUGUUAGCACACCAGCCUUGAAGGUUUACUAUAGGAAACGUGAUGAAAAGGGUAGAGAAUCUACACACCAGGGAACUACUGUUGUUGGAAAGGAGAAAUUGGAAAUAUUUCCAAUUGGGAAUGCCACGUGACCCAAUGAUCCAACUUAAGAAGGGAAUAUGUUAUGCAAAGUAUAUAAGGGUGGGAGAUUAGAUGAGAGAGGGGAGGAAGACUUUUUGGGUUUUGAUUUGGGUAGCCUUUGGUUGAAAGGGAGGUCUUUGGCUCUUCGAGUUGGGUGGGUGAAUGUAAAUAUUGGGAAUCUCCUGCUGAUUUGAUAAAUAAAAUCAAAUUUCUCUAAAUGAUUUGCCUUCUAUGUGUGUGUUUUUGUUUCUUUUGGUUGUUUUUUUGGGCUAAAAUUGCUUUUUGGAUCCUAUCGAAGUGAUAUCAAAAUUGAUGAUUUUGGGGUAUGGUAUCAACAAGAAUGGAAGGUCAUGUUGACGAAUUGGAACUUGGGUACGUUGGCUUGGCCCAGCAGAUGGUGACAAUGUCUUCCUGUUUGGAAGACUUAGAUAGGAAGAUUGAGCGAAGAGACUUCCGCUUUGACACCUUGGAUGGAUUUAUGCAAGAAAUUCUGUAAUGCAUUUCAAACGAAGUAAAAGGAAAAUCCAACAAAUCAGCUCACAUCUCCCUUACGAUCAUUAUAUGGGAUUCAAUAGUGUGAUUGACUUCCAUCCUGCCUAGAGCUUCCAAUGUUCUUUGGUGAGGACCCAUUUGGUUGGUUGGCUAAAGUUGAAUAGUAUUUUCAGGUCAAUUGUUUAAAUGAAGCAGAACAGUUGGGUUCAAUCCUUUUGUGUUUUGAAGGAGCUACACUUGGAUGGUUACAAUAGAAAGAGAUGUGCUUGUCGUUCAUAGAUUGGAAGAAUUUCAGGAAGGCAGUGCGACAGGGACUCCAAUCAUCUUUGUUGGAUAUGCCCCAUAUAGAAUUAAUGUCUUUUAAGCAAACAACCACCAUCGAGGGGUACUGAAAGCAAUUCAAGUUGCUGUGAGUGCCACUCAUCAACAUUGAGAAAACGACGAUGACUUCUAGAAUUAGUUUUUGUUUUGCUUCUCUGUUGUCAAAAGUGAAGUUGGAGGUCCAUGAGACUUCAACAAGGGAAAAAGUCUUGGACUGGGCACAAAAAAGUAGAUUAUAAGAAUUGGGCUUACUUGAAGAAGAAACCCAGGCCUAAUGUAUGCCAACCAAGACUUAUUUUACUACUUUGGUUGGAUAGUAUUUUAUGAUACACGAUACACAUCGUACGAUCUAAUAUGAUACCAAUAGAAAACAAUUCAUAUCCUAAGGUGUAUUGAAUUGAUGUCGUAAGUGUAUUGUACGAUAUGAUACAUAUUACUAAUAUGAAUUGAUGUACCCUUUUAGAAAAGUGAUGAUGUGGUAGAGUUGUAUCUAAGAAAUUUUAAUAUUUUACGAGUGUUUGUGUUAUUUUCUAAAAUGAUGAUGUGAUAGUUAGAAUUUUCUAUUAUUUUGUUAUUAUUUUGCACAAGACAUAUCUUAUAAUACAAUACAAUAUACGAUACGAAAAAUAUGGUUUUUGAUACAUGAUUGAUAUGUGAUUCGACUAUCAUGAAUUUAGCUAUAAUAAAGCUGGAAAAUUUGAAACACAAUCUCCUCUCAGUCGGCCAAACAAUUAGUUAAAACCCAAUAGUUUAAAUGAAGUCCAAGCCUCCCAAUAGUUUUCAAGGCCCAAUAGCAACAACUCCACCUCCAGUAGUUGAAGGCAAGGAUUUGAAAUUAGUAGAUGCUCAUAUUUCAGGUGGUGUUUAGAAGGUACAAUAAUGACUGUUGAUUCAGAUGAAGCUCUUACAAGUGCAUGUUCAGUUUUCUCAGCAUUAAGUGGGAGUUUUAUACCAUCAAAGGGGGUUGUGGUGCUGGAAGUGGUGUAAAGAUGGUUAAUCAGUUGCUUGCUAGAGUCCAUAUAGCAUUGUUAGCUGAGGCGAUUACCUUUGGUGCUUGAUUGGGUCUUAAUACCAGAUAUUUGCUUAAUAUCAUCUCCAACAAUGGGGAGUCUUGGAUGUUUGAGAAUUGUGGUCCACAUAUGUUGGACAAUAAAUACAAGCCUCACUUUGCACUUGAUAUCUUUGUGACGGAUCUGGGUAUUGUUACUCAUGAAAGCUCUUAUCAAGAAGUUGUGCUACAUAUUUCAGCUAUUGCGCAUUGUCAACUGUUAUUGGCAGGCUCUGCUGCUGGCUGGGGUUGUCAAGAUGAUGAUGGGGUGGUUAAGGUCUAUGAGGCAGUUACUGGUGUUAAAAUUGAAGGGCUCAUGGUUAAGAAAGGAGUUUUCUUGCAAUAUCUGCCACCUGAGUGGCCAAUAGAUCCCAGUGAUGACAUAAAGGGACUCAUUUAUCACAGUUCAGAGUUCCUCGAUGUCCUAGAUGAUGAUCCAACUGGAACCCAAACUGUUCAUGAUACUGAAGCAUUAACAGAAUGGAGUUAAUUAGAAGAUGCCUGUGGCUGUAAACAUGAAGCAAAAACCAUCAUUUUUCAAUGUUCUAAUUGGGGACUUCUCCAAGCAAUUGCCUAUACCACCUGCAUUCCUUAAGUAUUUUAAGGGGAAUUCAGUUGGAAAUUGCGUUCUUCGAAGUCCAACAGGGAAAUUUUGGUGUGUAAAAAUGGAGAAGAAUGUGAGUGGCACGUGUUUCGGGAGUGGCUGGCUUGACUUCGUGAAAGAUCAUUCUUUAGAAGUUGGCGACUUUAUGGUUUUCAAGUACUAUGGAAAAUCAAUGUUCACUGUUAAAAUCUAUGAUAAAACCAACUGCGAGAAAGAUAUAGGACCUGCCAAGAUGAACAAUGAUAAUCCCAAUUCCUGCUCUGGGAAUGGAAAUCAAAAUCAAGCAAGAGAUAAAAUCGAAGACUCAAACCCUCUGGUUUUCAAAGCUGGCACUGAAAGAAAACCAAUCACCUCUGUGCAGGGGAGUUAUUUAAGGCCUAGGAAGAAACCUGUCGUUCAAGUGGACAAGCAAACAACAAAAGCAACACUUCCAUUCAAAUCAGAGAAUUUCUGUUUCAGAUCAACUUGGACUGGGUCUCACAAAUAUAAUAUGACUAUUCCAAGCGAAGCAGUGAGAGAGAAAAACCUCAUGACAAAAAAGAUGGUAAUGCUACUGGAUCCAAAUGGGAGGUCAUGGCCUGUUAAACUAUAUCCUGCUAGAGAUGGCCGUCUGUAUCUAUCGAAAGGGUGGUUUGAUUUUUGUCGAGGAAAUAAGAUAGCAACAGGUGACACACUUGUUUUUGAGAUCACACAGGAAACUGCAAUGCAAGUUCAUGUAUUCCGAGCCAAAGAAAAGGCAGUACCCUUUCAAUCCAGAGUAUUUUAUCCUGUCAAGGUCAAAAAGAUUGAACCUGAAUGACUGUCAAAAAUUGCAAGGACGUCUUGAUUAUCAGUAUCUAGCAGUUUACUGUAAGUUUGUAGGUGUAGAUAUUUCCUUGUUUCGUUCAAUGUUGAACAACUUCCAAUUCCCACUCAGUCUUUUGCCUCUUUUGUGUAAUCAAUUCUCCUAAGAAGUUUCAAAUGGGUUGAAAUGUUGUUAGUUCUGGGAAAAUCCUUUGUUGAACACAGAAUGUUUAGUGUUCAUAAAGUGAAUCCGACUGUUAACUAAAUUAAAGUUAUUGACGCUACAACUACUUCACUAAAUUGGAGGUGGGAUGGAAAGCUAAUUUGUUCGCA
Messenger RNA from Mangifera indica (mango), 4102 nucleotides. RefSeq names its product B3 domain-containing protein Os01g0723500-like. The coding region runs from base 2880 to 3785 and encodes 301 amino acids. The record is from RefSeq and is a predicted model, not a curated record. Gene Ontology annotation, molecular function: DNA binding. NCBI's taxonomy places the organism in Eukaryota, Viridiplantae, Streptophyta, Magnoliopsida, Sapindales, Anacardiaceae. The transcript has 5 exons.